AUGAGCAGCUCAGAUGAAGGUACAAGUGCAGAGCAGAAAAAAUACAGAGGAAUUCGGCGUCGAAAAUGGGGGAAAUGGGUGUCAGAAAUUCGAGUUCCAGGUAGCAGUGAACGGCUUUGGCUAGGCACUUAUACAACCCAAGAAGCUGCUGCUGUUGCACAUGAUAUAGCCUAUUAUUGUCUCCGGGAAUCGUCCUUGUCGUUAGAUAAAUUAAACUUCCCAUUUAUGUUACCGGCCGUUAAUGUUGAACGUGGAAUGUCACCGAGGUCAGUGCAAAAGGUGGCCUCAGAUGCUGGCAUGGCCAUUGAUGCAAAGUUGGUUACAAGUUACCCUACUCCUACUGUAAAAGGUGGUCAACAAGAAAUGAAUGGUCAUGUUUGUCAAAGUGUGGACAAUAAUGGGAAAAGUGAAGCUCUCAGCAUUUCUGUUGAAGAUUAUCUAUAUUGAUAUUUGAAGCACAUGCAUUCGUCAGACUGAAAUUUUUUGAAUACCGAAAUCCUAAAGUAAAAGAAUAAAACUUUGCACAUC
This is a messenger RNA of Nicotiana tabacum (common tobacco), 528 nucleotides long. RefSeq names its product ethylene-responsive transcription factor ERF020-like. Gene Ontology annotation, molecular function: DNA-binding transcription factor activity; DNA binding. Gene Ontology annotation, biological process: regulation of DNA-templated transcription. The record is from RefSeq and is a predicted model, not a curated record. NCBI's taxonomy places the organism in Eukaryota, Viridiplantae, Streptophyta, Magnoliopsida, Solanales, Solanaceae.